AUGAUGCGUUCCGCCCUUUCGUUCGCCGCCGUUCUCGGCGCGGUGGCUGCUAUGCCUGGACAGCCUGAGGGCUACGGCAACGGUGGAUGGGGAGGCAAUGGUGGUGGAUGGGGUCCUGCCAAGAACACCACGUCUACCAGCUCUUCGUGGACCUCUUCGGAGACUUCCUCGUGGUCUUCGUCCUCUUCCAGCGUUUGGACUCCAACUAGCUCGACCUGGACUAAGCCUACCUCGACUUCCGUCUGGAGCUCUGGAUCUUCUUCGACUUGGACGCCAAUCACAACGACCUAUACGUACACUACCACGGUUUCUACGGUUGUUCCUUGCCCAACAGACACUACCUCUUGGACUACCUCGUGGUAUACUACCACCUACACCAGCUGCGCCACCUGGACCAAACCCCAGCCUCCUCCAACGACCUGGGUUCCUCACCCAACCGGCAGCGUGCCUCCUCCACCUCCUCCGCCAGCCAACAUCACCACCACGAAGACUGCUUCUCUUCCACCGAUCACCAGCUCGAUCACCAAGACAAUCACAUCGACGAUCACCGAGAAGUGCCCCGUCUGCCCUGGCGGAUCGACCACCUACACCUCGUGCACAACUCUGACCUACCCAGUGCCACCGGUCACCACCUCAACUGCCACGAUCACCAGCACGAUCACGACCCUGGUCCCUUGCAGCACGCAGACCUCCUCUAACGGCCAGACCUGGUGGACUACCUACUUGACCACCUCGUACAUCACCACCGUCACGACCAGCUGCAGCACUUACCUGCCAACGCCACCAACUGUGCCUGUUGUGCCAACCUCGCCGCCAAGCACUCCUCCAACUGGUCCAAACUCGCCUCCAUCUACGCCAAACUCGCCACCAACCUCGCCAAACUCUCCUCCAACCUCGCCAAACUCCCCACCAACCUCUCCCAACUCUCCUCCAACCACUCCAAACGGCCCAGGAGGCAGCUGCCCCAUCUGCCCAGUCUCCCCAAGCUGCCCAGCAGCCCCCAGCGGCACCGCAACCGUGACCUCCUACAUCGUCAAGCCAACCCCACCACCCUACUGCCCACCAGGCUCGACCAUCACCACCGAGUGCGUGACCAUCACCCUCAGCUACGGCUACACAACCUCCAUCUACAUCACCUACCCUGCACCCACCGGCAGCCUCCCACCAUGGAGUGUCCCCCCGCCAAUCUCCACCGGCAGCCUGCCUCCACCACCAAACGGCGGCUCGCACCCCAGCGGCUGGAAGCCCUCCGGCUGGUCUCCUAGCAUCAUCACCCCGACCCCUGUCCCCACUACCACCGUCACCUCGACGGGGAGCUGGGGCUGGAGCAAGCCUGCGCCUACCUACUACCAGAACUGGUAG
Zasmidium cellare ATCC 36951 is the source of this 1362-nucleotide messenger RNA. RefSeq lists its product as uncharacterized. Lineage: Eukaryota; Fungi; Ascomycota; Dothideomycetes; Mycosphaerellales; Mycosphaerellaceae. Bases 1 to 1362 code for a protein of 453 amino acids. The transcript has a single exon. The record is from RefSeq and is a predicted model, not a curated record.